AUGGUCUUGGGGCAAGGGAUUGGCGACGAGGCGGUUUUCUUCGAAGGACUGGUCGACGACUAUGAAGAGUUCGUCUUCACUUUCUUUCCAAUCAUCACAAGGCGAGAGCUGCUCGAGGCCGUCCGAGACAUGAAGGCCAGCCAGGAAACUCGUGCAUUUGUGCAUGCGACCGCCGCCAUCACGAUCAACAUGAGAGUCAACCAGCGGCGGCAUUGUGACUAUGACAUUGUACGCAGUCAAGUCCUCUUCCUUGUUACCCGAGGACUAGAAAUACGGGGUGCCAUCAUGCCGUAUCAACGUCCGAAUGUACAAACUAUCAUGCUAUCUACCUUCAUCCACGUUUGUCUCUUUGCCCACCACGUCAACGACGAUAUGGCAUUUUUCUACCUGAGAGAAGCCAUCACCAACCUGCAGAUCCUGGACGUGGACGGCGUUGCCGGAGCUGCUAACAACAACAAUGAUAGACCUCGAUUGCAAAGACUCUACUGGCUUCUUUUUAUCCACGAACGUUUCGCCUCGUUGAGGUUCUACCGAGUCCCUAUCUUAUCACCUCUCUCCUCUCUCCCGGUAUCAGACGGGACCCUGGAGCCUGGAAUCGAACAGUGGUAUACGGCCAUCAUUCAACGUUUCUGCAUGCUCGACGACACCUUUAUCGCGAAUUGGAUCAAGAAGGGAAACCCCUCGGCACCGGAAUGUGAUGCCGGCACGGACUGGAGUUGGAUAGAGGCCAAGCAAGCUCAACUGAGUGCCGAAAUGGACCUUCACGCUCACCCCUCUCCGAUCCUGACGGAGAUGCAACAGGUGGACAUUAUAAUCACCAGCUACUGGGUGCGUACUUUGCUGUGGCAAAUCGCGCUGUCGGUAUGCCUCCUCACAAGUGACAGUUCCAGCGACUGGAUGUCGUUGUCCUUCCCACUGCGACUGUCUCACCAGUUACAGUCGUUGUUGACUUUGAUAUCGCGGGACUCGAUCGAGGUUCACGGCGCCGGCAUCCUGCAAAAGAUCUUCGACAUCACCUCUACCAUUGCAGAUAUUCUUAUUCAUGUUACGCCCUUGACGCCCAGGGCCGACACGGAAGCUCACAUUGCCGACUUUUUCUUCCUGUACGAUUACCUCAACAACAUGUCCAAGUUCUUCGAAGCAGAGAGGAAGUUGUUGCAAGAGAAGCGGGAGAGGAUACGAGUGAUUUUUUCAAGAUGAGGCUUUAGGACGCUGCAUCAUAUGUUUCCAUCGAG
This is a messenger RNA of Exophiala oligosperma, 1235 nucleotides long. RefSeq lists its product as uncharacterized. The record is from RefSeq and is a predicted model, not a curated record. Bases 1 to 1200 code for a protein of 399 amino acids. The transcript has a single exon. Lineage: Eukaryota; Fungi; Ascomycota; Eurotiomycetes; Chaetothyriales; Herpotrichiellaceae.